UUGGAUGUACCAUUCAUACCCACACAAUUAUAACAACUGCAUACAGCCUGCAAUUGAAAACGUAAUUAUAAUCUAUCUGAUGUAUACGUCUUAAAAAUAGCUAUGGUGUGUUCCGGAAUCUGGCGUAAACGCACUGUACAUAUACGUUAACUAGAUAUUAAAAGGAGGUGUUUUCCCCCUUUGCGCUUGCCGUAGUUGUUGCGAAACACUUUAGCGCGCAGUUUGACGGUGCGAUGGCAAGAGCCGCCACACGGUAAUUAAUAUUUACUUCAGUUACUCAUUCAAAGCUUCGAAAGUGACGUAAAGUUCAUAACAGUAACUUUGUUGGGUUGACUCCCGCACUGGUGUCUUGUAUACGCGAUGCUACAUGAUGCUAGCGGGCUAACGUAGAACCAAACAACAGCUUCGAGGCAACGCCAGACAUGAGAAGGAGUUUGGCUCCGAGUCAGGUCGCCAAACGGAAGCAAGCGGAUGAGGAUGAUGAAGAGUGGACGUGCACAGCUGAGAAAAGACGCACAAGUGAGCAAGCGAUGCGAGAAAGUCACAUAUCUCCGUUCAGGAAGCCUCUGACGCAGCUGAAUCCUCGGCCUGAGUGUGCAGACGCCGACAAGCACGAGGAAUUCAUUCGUAGGAUCCUCGCCAAGCCGUUUAAAGUUCCCAUUCACAAUUACAAUGGCUCGCUGGGAAUCCGAGCCCUCGGCCUGAAGCGUGCAGGCCUGAGGCGAGCGCUUCAUGAUCCGUUUGCAGAGGACGCACUGGUUUUGUUUGAGCCCCAGUCACUCAGUGCCCACGAGCAGCUCAAAGCGGACAAGGACAAACUUCCUGUCCACGUUGUUGUGGAUCCCGUCUUAGGGAAGGUGCUCAGGCCCCAUCAGAGAGAGGGGGUGAAGUUCCUGUGGGACUGUGUGACGGGCAGACGCAUUCCGGGUUCGUAUGGCUGCAUCAUGGCUGACGAGAUGGGCCUGGGCAAGACCCUGCAGUGUAUCACUCUCGUGUGGACGCUGCUUCGCCAAAGUGCCGACGCCAAGCCGGAGAUAGACAAGGCCAUCGUGGUGUCGCCGUCUAGUCUGGUUCGCAACUGGUUCAAUGAGGUGGCAAAGUGGCUGGGAGGACGCGUGGCGCCUGUGGCCAUAGACGGAGGCUCCAAGGACGACAUUGACAGGAAACUUGUGAGCUUCAUCUCCCAGCGUGGCCUCAGAGUACCGACCCCCAUACUCAUCAUCUCAUACGAGACGUUUCGGCUGCAUGCAGAGGUUCUGCACAAAGGCCACGUUGGUCUCAUCAUCUGCGAUGAGGGCCAUCGGCUCAAGAACUCUGACAACCAGACGUACCAGGCUCUCAACGCCAUGAGAGCCCAGAGGAGAGUGCUGAUAUCAGGCACACCCAUCCAGAACGACCUGCUGGAGUACUUCAGCCUGGUCCACUUUGUUAACGCUGGCAUCCUUGGCACAGCUCAGGAGUUCAAGAAGCGCUUUGAGCUUCCCAUUCUGAAGGGUCGUGACGCUGACGCCAGUGACAAAGACAGACAGACAGGAGAGGACCAGCUCAAGGAGCUGAUCAGCAUCGUCAACAGGUGUUUAAUCAGGAGAACGUCUGACAUCCUGUCCAAGUAUCUGCCGGUCAAGAUAGAGCAGGUGGUCUGUUGCAGACUGACCCCCCUGCAGACUGAGCUUUACAAGCGCUUCCUGAGGCAGGCCAAGCCCGUCGAGGCGCUGCAAGGGGGCAAGAUUAGCGUCUCCUCGCUGUCAUCCAUCACCUCUCUAAAGAAACUCUGCAAUCACCCUGCUCUCAUCUAUGACAAGUGCCUGGAGGGUGAGGAAGGUUUCGAAGGGGCUCUGGAUCUUUUCCCGCCCGGUUACUCCAUUAAAUAUGUGGAGCCUCAACUGUCAGGGAAAAUGUUGGUUCUGGACUACAUUCUUGCCAUGACCAGGACGACCACCAGCGACAAGGUGGUCCUCGUCUCCAACUACACUCAAACACUGGACAUCUUUGAGAAGCUGUGCCAUUCUAGAAGGUACCCGUAUGUCCGACUGGACGGAACCAUGUCCAUCAAGAAACGGGCCAAGAUUGUGGAGCGAUUCAACAGUCCAUCGAACCCAGAAUUCAUCUUCAUGCUGAGCAGCAAGGCAGGUGGCUGUGGCCUGAAUCUAAUCGGCGCCAACCGUUUGGUGAUGUUCGAUCCAGACUGGAAUCCGGCCAAUGACGAGCAGGCCAUGGCGCGGGUGUGGAGAGACGGUCAGAAGAAGACAUGCUACAUCUACAGGCUGCUAUCUACGGGCACCAUCGAGGAAAAGAUCCUGCAGAGGCAGGCCCACAAGAAAGCCCUGAGCAGCUGCGUGGUGGACGAGGAGCAGGAUGUGGAGCGCCACUUCUCACUUGGCGAACUGCGUGAGCUCUUUGCGCUCAACGAGGAGACCGCCAGCGACACACACGACAAAUUUCGCUGUCGCCGCUGCGUCAACGGCAUCCAAGUCCGCCCCCCUCCAGCUGAGUCUGACUGCACGAGCGACCUCUCCCAGUGGAACCAUUGCUUUGACAAGAAGGGCCUGAGGGACCAAGUGUUGAAGGCCUCCUGGGACGCGGCAAUCUCCUUCGUCUUCCACCAGCGCUCUCACGAAGACCAGAGAGGUGUCCUGUGACCGCCUGUGUACAGACAUAUUUAUUCAUUGAUGAGUGUUUUAAUUUUUAUCAAAACUGAAGAAUAAAGUCCUUGUUUGUUUA
Dunckerocampus dactyliophorus (ringed pipefish) is the source of this 2721-nucleotide messenger RNA. RefSeq names its product RAD54 like (gene rad54l). Gene Ontology annotation, biological process: reciprocal meiotic recombination; double-strand break repair via synthesis-dependent strand annealing. The record is from RefSeq and is a predicted model, not a curated record. The transcript is spliced from 18 exons. Lineage: Eukaryota; Metazoa; Chordata; Actinopteri; Syngnathiformes; Syngnathidae. Gene Ontology annotation, cellular component: nucleus. Gene Ontology annotation, molecular function: ATP-dependent chromatin remodeler activity; DNA translocase activity; ATP binding. The coding region runs from base 423 to 2639 and encodes 738 amino acids.